AUGUCUCUUCUUGAAAGUCCUCACCGGUCAAUGCCUGAUCGUCCGACACGCACAAGCUCUCCAUCUCGCACCCAAGCUAAUGAUUCCUCUCUCGACAACCUCUGGGAUUCAGACGAGUCAAUUAUAUUCACCAAAGGCGGAGCUGAGAAUUUCUUUCGCCCCCCUCCUGCUCCAGCUGCUGUUCCUGCUCCAGCUCCGGCUCCCACCGCACCUGACCGCAUCUGGUUUCAAACACGCCUCGUCGCCCAAGUAUGCCUAAUCCCCCUCGCAUUGCUCUCUGGUAUCUCCCUCAUCUUGGCGUUGGUCUCUCUCCCCCUGACAGCGCACACAUCCAUGCAAGUCAUCGAAGCAGCAAACUUUGUAGUCACCCUCCCCAUAACGCUCUGGGUGACUUUGCAGUACGCUUCCUCUCCUCAAAUGUUUGUACGAGCUGAUAGAGCGAUCCUCCUCCCCCACGCCAUCCUAACAACUACCCUCCCGUGCCCCGCUCUCCCAGCAUGCGAGAUGACCCUUGGGGGCACCUGCCCACUCUCCGAGUUGGAGAUCUACAACACCCGCCUUGUAUGUCAGGUGAACUGGGGCAUAUAUGGCACGGGUCUGGGGAGACUGGCUCUGGAAGUCUCCAUCCUCCUGCCCUUGCUCAUUUGCAUCUACCCCGUGCUGCACAACUCCCAGCUGUGGCAGACAUCCAUCUACUCCAUCCCCAUCCAAGGCAUCGGGCACUUGUUUAAGUGGGGUGGGUGGUUUACCCGUCCCAUCACGGAGAAAGAGACACAGAAGGGGGACGAACUCGUGCUGCAGGUUAUGGAGUUGGGAAGGGACUCCAAGGGGACAGAACAGCCGCGAGUGGGAUUCAUGCUAAGACAAGCAGAUGCGUGA
Messenger RNA from Dacryopinax primogenitus, 879 nucleotides. RefSeq lists its product as uncharacterized. The transcript is spliced from 4 exons. Bases 1 to 879 code for a protein of 292 amino acids. NCBI's taxonomy places the organism in Eukaryota, Fungi, Basidiomycota, Dacrymycetes, Dacrymycetales, Dacrymycetaceae. The record is from RefSeq and is a predicted model, not a curated record.